Messenger RNA from Aphanomyces astaci, 3268 nucleotides. RefSeq lists its product as hypothetical. Lineage: Eukaryota; Oomycota; Saprolegniomycetes; Saprolegniales; Verrucalvaceae. The coding region runs from base 31 to 3006 and encodes 991 amino acids. The transcript has 11 exons. The record is from RefSeq and is a predicted model, not a curated record.
GUUCGGUUUCGCACACGAGCAGCGGCGGCGAUGUCUGGAGGCGGCGGGAACCCCGUGUCGAUGCAAUGGAAGUAUCCGCCGGACCUGCUCUUCAACGACGAGAGUUUGCUGGACAUCAUCUUGGGCCUUCGCACCAAGAUCGAACUGCUCGAGAAGAACGAAAUGGGCACGGGGGAGAUUCCGCAAUGGCUCGUCGACGCCAUGCAGAACAUUGCCAACAACUCCGAGGCGAUGGUCGAGUGCCAGAGUCUCAAAGACCAGCUCAAGUACAUGAAACAAAACAUCGACGCCUUGCAAAAGGAUAUUGUGAUCCUUCGGAGAGAUGUCGUGGCGGCCAAGACGUUGUCCAAACGGCGCGGUGGCGUCUCGCGCGGCGGCGACGACGAGCCGGAUCGAAGCGAGCAGUCGUCUCGCCGAGGCUCAGUCUUGUCGGCAGAGAUCCGACGGGGCAUCACGGUCGCGGGCAUCAACUCGACCAACGACACCAUCCACAACGGCAACGCCAUGCCGACGAUCGUAGGCGGGGGCGACACCAGCCAACCCAACACGAGCCGGCAACCGUCCAGUGUGGCCGAAGAAGCGAUGAAGCUGACCGUGGCGCUUCAAGGCCCGUCGGACGGCGGUCAGGCCAUCUCGUCCGCGGCCAUGGAGCAGCUCCUCGAGCCCGUCGUGCACAGCAUCGAGCGUCAAAAGGAAGAGUUUGCAGUCAUGCGGGAGAACUCCCAGGCCGCGAAAGACAGCGUCAUGCGCCUACAAGCGGAAAUGAAACGCCGCGACGCGCUGAUCCAGGCGCGCAACUCCAAGCACGAGGCCGGCGUCAAGAUCCUCAUGGACAAGCUCAACCACGACCUGCGGGCGUGCGUCACGCACAACGAAAUGAUCGGGUUUGAGCAAAAGAUCAUUGUCUUGCAGAAGCAAGAAGUGAGCCGGCUCACGGACGAGUUCAGCGCGCUCUUUGGCCGCGUGCAAGAAGAUCUGUACAUGGUGCGAAGCUCACAAGAGGACAUCAACAGCGCGCAGGCCGAAGCCGUGCAAACCAACCAGAGCAAAAUCCAAGUGCUCAAUGAACGGCAAGACGAGAGUCAGCGCAACCAAGACCGAUUUGCUCGCACCACUGAAGAACUGAAACGCAAUAUUCAAAGCGAACAUCAGCAAAUCCAAACGAUCGUCACGCAAUACGGCGUGAUGAAGGACAAGCUGCAAGCGUUGGCGGAAAAGCAAGCCAAAACCGAAGUGUUUUGCUCGGAUAUGUCGCAAGCUCUGGAAAACGUCAACAUGAGCAAAGUCAAAUCGGACGAAAACCUCAAGCUGGUGAUCCAUCAACGAGCAGAGUCACUGUACAAUGAAAUCAAGCGCAUCGACGACGUGCUAGAGUCGUGCUCGCUGGCGACGAUGGCGGACGACAUGAAGUUUUGCACGGAGAAGCUGGGGGUCGUGGGCACGUUGGCCGACGACAACAAGAAGCGCAUCUCGACGGUGGAAGUCAAGAUGGCCGAUAACGAGACCAUUUACAACACCAACUUUUCCAACAUCUACGAAGGUAUGGAGAAGGCGCGCAAGGAAUCGGUCGAGGCGCUGCGACGGGAGACCACGCGCAUCGGCGUCAAGUUGGUUGAGCACGGCGACGUCCAAGCGCAGCUCGGCAAGUUCAUCACGGACGUCAAGACGGAGGCCGAGCGCAACUUUGCCGCCAUGCGGACCAAGCACGAAAACCACGAGCUCGAGACCGACGCAAUGCGAGCCAACACCGAGUCGGCGCUGCAAAACCUCAAGGAGAAGAUCUUUUUCUGCGAAGAAGCCAACUUGGCGCUUCGGGCGGCCAGCGACACGAUGCAGCUGGAAACCAAAAGUGCGUUUCAAACAAUCAACACCGAGAACAAGAGCAUGCACACGAUUUUGGACUCGAUGAACUUGACGUUUGAAGAUGUGGGCCACAAGCAAGCGUCGAUCGAAAAGCAACUCGACGUCUUGCAGCACGACUUCCGGUGUGAGAUCACCGUGACGACGGCAAAACUCAGCGAAGCCGUGGCCAAGGAAGGCCAGCGCACGGAGGCACUGUACGCAGCGUUUGCCGAGAAGCAGGCCAAGUUCGCCGAGAUUGUGGCCAAGUCCAGCACGCGCAACAUGCCCAUCGCGAGCGUCAACAAGGAGCUCGAUAAGUUGUGCGACGCGAUCGUGAGCGAGUGCUGGAAAUUUGAAAUCUCCCCACGCCAGGAAGGCCAAAGCGGAACGCCGACCAGAGGCGACAACAACGGGUCGUCGCGCAAGCAGUUCUCGGAGCGGCAGCAGGUGUGGGUGGUCAAGAACUGUCAGUUCUUUGCCGAUUUGAUAUGCGCCAAAGCCGAAUACGACGUCAUGCGCAGUUAUUCCAACAAAGAGACCAAAACCCAAGGCGCGCUCGAGGCCAAGAUGCUGCGGAUGCAGAGCGAGAUCCUCGAGAAGCUUCAGUUGCGCAUCGAAGCCAAAGUCUCCAACAACAAGAACUGCGGCGAGCAGUUUGACCGCAGCACCCUGGAGCGGCGCGAAGUGUUUAUCGAAACCAUCCAAAACCUCACAGAUGGCGCGUUGGCUCGUCGGACGCUGGUCGGGGGCGGCGUGUCGUCGGAAGACAGCACCGCGGGCCGCGGCAGUGUCAUGACAUUGGAUGGAAGUCUCUCGUGUGUGGAGAGCGUUCGGCUUCAAGGCACGGGCCGUCCAUCGACGAACGGCUUUGAAAGCCCCAGCUCCCGCGCCAAGAAGCGCUUGUCGGACGUAGGAGCUCGGCUGGACUCGACUUCUACGGGCGACUCUGGUCCGGGGGGGCGUCGCAUGAUCCAGUCGCCGCAUGCCAACUCGCCGUUUGUGUUUCGCGGGGGGUUUCGCAUCCCGAACCGCAACACGGGUCUAAACGCCGUCUCAGACGCGUACAGGUAUCGAGUCUAUAUUUGGCAUGUGGUUGAAAAGCGAUGGGGAAUUGUGGGACAGGGAACUGCAUGCAGAAGACGAGAAUGCGACAGACGAGAUUGAAUCGAACGACCAAGGCAUCAUCCAUGGCGAACUCAGCAUGACGCCGUCCGUGUCGUUGCCGGCGUUGUAAACACAAUACACGAAAAAACACAAUCGGUGGAAUUGUGCCGAUGAUCCUACGGUUUCUACGCCGACAACUUGUCCGCGCGGCGGAACAACGUGUCGACAAUAUGGCCGACGUUUUCAAUCACCCCGAGGCCCGCCUUGUACGUUUUCUAGCGUGCCACGUGUCAGAUACGGAAGAAUGUAGGUUGGUGAGUUU